Molecule: messenger RNA, 1437 nt
Organism: Pipistrellus nathusii (Nathusius's pipistrelle)
Lineage: Eukaryota; Metazoa; Chordata; Mammalia; Chiroptera; Vespertilionidae
Source: the annotation of a GenBank genome assembly
AUGUUCCCAAACUCAAUUUUGGGUCGCCCACCUUUCACUCCAAACCAUCAACAUAACUUCUUCGCCCUAUCACCAACUCUUUAUUCACACCAGCAGCUUAUAGAUGCACAGUUCAACUUUCAGAAUGCAGACUUGUCUAGAGCUGUGUCAUUACAGCAGUUGACAUAUGGAAAUGUCAGUCCACUUUCCCCAUUAUUUCGAGGAAGGAAGAGAUUAAGCGAUGAAAAAAACCUUCCUCUUGAUGGUAAACGACAACGUUUCCAUUCACCCCACCAAGAGCCAACUAUACUUAACCACAUAGUGCCUUUAUCAGGUGAUAGAAGAUACUCAAUGCCUCCGUUGUUUCAUACAAACUAUGUACCAGAUAUAGUCAGAUGUGUUCCACCUUUUCGAGAAAUACCAAUUUUAGAACCUAGAGAAAUCACACUGCCCGAGGCCAAAGAUAAGUUGAGUCAGCAGAUUCUGGAGUUAUUUGAAGCAUGUCAGCAGCAAGUAAGUGAUUUAAAGAAGAAAGAACUCUGUAGAGCACAACUGCAGAGAGAAAUUCAGCUAUUAUUUCCACAAAGCAGAAUUUUUUUGGUUGGGUCCUCUUUAAAUGGAUUUGGUACCCGGAGCAGUGAUGGUGAUUUAUGUCUAGUUCUUAAAGAUGAACCAUGUUUUUUUCAGGUAAAUCAGAAGACUGAAGCACGGCAUAUACUCACCUUAGUCCAUAAACACUUCUGUACUAGACUUUGUGGCUACAUUGAGAGACCUCAGCUGAUUCGAGCAAAAGUGCCAAUUGUGAAGUUCAGGGAUAAAGUCAGUUGUGUGGAAUUCGACUUGAAUGUAAACAAUAUUGUUGGAAUAAGAAACACAUUCCUUCUUCGAACUUAUGCAUAUCUUGAAAAUCGAGUUCGUCCAUUAGUACUGGUGAUUAAGAAGUGGGCAAGUCACCAUGAUAUAAAUGAUGCCAGUCGUGGUACUUUAAACAGCUAUAGUCUUGUAUUGAUGGUUUUGCACUACUUACAAACCCUACCUGAACCCAUCCUUCCAUCCAUCCAAAAAAUAUACCCAGAAUCUUUUAGUCCUGCUAUACAACUGCACCUUGUACAUCAAGUUCCAUGUAAUGUUCCUCCUUACCUCUCAAAGAAUGAAUCAAAUCUUGGGGACCUCUUACUGGGCUUUCUUAAGUAUUAUGCUACGGAAUUUGACUGGAACAGUCAAAUGAUUUCAGUUCGUGAAGCCAAAGCCAUUCCCAGGCCUGAUGGUAUUGAAUGGAGAAAUAAAUACAUCUGUAUAGAAGAACCUUUUGAUGGAACAAAUACUGCCAGAGCUGUGCAUGAAAAGCACAAGUUUGACAUGAUAAAGGAUCAAUUUUUAAAGUCAUGGCACAGAUUGAGAAACAAAAAAGAUUUGAACAGUAUACUACCUUUAAGAGCUGCUGUCCUGAAAAGAUGA